AUGUAGCAGUACUAUAAUCAUAAUUUACAUAAGUUAAUUUGCAUGUCCAUGUACAUAUUGCAAGAAUAAAAAAGAGCAAUAACAACCCUCACCCCAUGAUUUUAAUUAAAUUGAAAAAGAAAACGAUAUGUUAAAAGCAGAAAUUGCAAGGCUGCAAUCCUAUGCAAACUCUAAAGGUAUAAUUAAGAUAUAUUAUAGUUCCUGAAUUUUAAUAAUUGUUAAGAGAUAAUUAACAAAUGAAAAAGACAUUGGACCAGAUGAAUUAAUAGAUUAAGGAAUAUGAAGAAGAAAUUUAGAGAUAAAAGCAAGUUAUAGACAGAUUAAAUUUUGAUCUAGAUAAAUAAAAGAGAGAUAAUGAAUAGUUAUUACAAGCUUUGAAUGAUAUUAAACAGAGAGGUUUAUCAUAGGAACAAACACUGUUGUAAGAUAAUUAAAGAAUGAAAUCUACAAUUGAUUCUUUGAAUAAUGAUUUAAGAAGUUUGUAAUAAGAAGUUUAUAGAUUGAAAUCAUAAAAUGAUAAAUCUAGAUACAUCUAAGAUGAAUCAUACCGUUAUUAAUAAGAAAAUUAAGCUAAUAUAGCUAGAAUCCGUUAAUUAGAAAUGCAAAUAAGAGACUUAAUUUCUAAAGAAGAAAGUUAUUAGCUCUAAAUCACAAGAGCUACUUAAGGACCUAAUCCUGAGAAUUAAUUAUUGAAAGAUUAGAUAGCUUAAUUGAAUUAAUAAUUGCAUAUGAUGUAAAAGUAAUAUUAAAAGUAAUUGGAUGAUACUAGAUUAGAACAUGAUAGAAUGAUUGCAGAAUAAAGAAAUACUAUAAAUGUAUAAAUAAAAGAUCAAUUGCAUAGAGAUUAAUAAAAGUGGAUGGAUGAAAGGGAAGCAUUGCUUCAUGAAAUUUAAUUAUUGAAAUAAUAAUUAGCUUCAAAUGAGUUGUAAAUAACAAGAAGAAGGUAAUUAUUGGAAGAUGAAGCAAAUAAAAAUUAAUAGUUGAUUGUAGAGUUAGAACAAGGAAAAAGUUAACUUUAAAAUAAAUUGAAAGAUAUUCAAAUCCAAUUAUAAUAGUCUGAAAAAGACAAGAUGAGAACAGAUUAGUAUUUGAGAAAAAUUGAUGAAUUAUAGUUGUAGGUUGAAUAAUUGUAAAGAUAAUUAUAUGAUCUGACAAAUAAAUACAAUAAUUUAUUGAGUCAAUAUGAUUAGAAAAAGUAUUAGUUUGAAUAAUUGAAUGUUUAAUUGAAUGCCAGCUAAGAUAAUGAAAAAUAAAAGAUUAUAAAUUUGGAAAGAUAAAUUAGAGAAUUAUAAGAUUAAUUGGCUGAUAUGUAAAGAUUAAGAUAGCAACUGCAUUAGAUGAAUGAAAAUUACACAGCUUUAUAAAUUACUUUCAAGAAUUCACAAAAGUAGUUAUCAGAAGCUGAUGAACUAAGAUAAGAACUAGAUGCCUUAUUAUAAGAAUUAGAAUAUUAUAAACAAUUAGAAAUGAAAAAUAAAUAGGAUUUAGAAAAAUAUAAGUAGUAACUAAUUUUAAUAGAAAAUAAGUAAAGUUAACAAGCUAAUUAUGAACUUGAAAAAUUAAGAUAGAGUAACUAAUUAUUGGUUGAUGAAUUAAAUGAAUUGAAGAAUAGAAAUAAAUAAUUGGAAGCCAAAUUAUAAUAAUAAAUUAUUCUUUUAAAUCAAGCACAAAAUGAUUUAUAAGCUCAUCAAGCUUUAAGCGAGAAAUAAUAAUAUGCUUUGAAUGAGAGUAAUCAAUUAAGAGCUAAGAUUAAAGAACUCUUAGAUUAAAUUUAAUAUUUAGAAAAGGAAUUAAAAAAAAAAGAUAAACUAAUAUAAGAUUUAUAAGUAAAUUUAGAUUAAUUUGGUAAAUAAAGAGAUUCAUUUAUAUUAAUUGAAAAGGAGAAAAAAGAUUUUGAGUAUCGAAUUAUAUAAUUGGAAAAAUAAUUAGCUGAAUCAAAUAUGUACAAAACAUAAUUUUUAGAUUUAUAAAAUAAAUAUAACAAUUUGGUUUAAGAAUAUGAAAGCCUUAGAAAAGAUUAUGAAAUUUUAAGAUACAAAUACGAUGAAAUAAAUAAUUAAUAUUCUUAAUCGAAAAAACAAAUCAAUAUAUAAAUAAAUAGUGAAUUGGAUGCACUAAAAUCUGAAAUGCAAACAUGGAUUAUUAAAUGCAAAACUUAUGAAAGCGAAAUCAGUUUUUUAAGAUCUACAAUCAAUGAUUAUUAAGAUAUAGAAUAAGAGUAAGAGAUGUUGAAAUCAGAUUUAGAAGCUUGGUAAAUUAAGUUUGCAGAAGCAGAUCGAGAGAGAAUCUAAUUAAGAUAAAAUACUUAAGAUAAUGAAAAAUUUAGAUUUAAAGUUAGUGAACUUGAAAGAGAAAUACAGAAUUCUAAAUACAAAAUUGAGAAUGCUGAAAAAGAACGAGAUAAUAUAAGAUAAUAAUUAAUAGUUCUAUAAUAGUAAAGAAAUUAAAAUGAUUAAAUAAAAAAAGAAUAUGAUUCUCUUAAUUUUAAAUUAUAAGAAUUAGACCAAGAAAAUCAUUAAUUAAAAUAUGAAAUUGAAAAUCUAAGGUAAUAAUUGAUAUCAUUUUAAUAAUUAAAAUAAUAAUUAAUAUUAAUAGAGUAGGAGAAAGCUUAAUUGUUACACCAGAAUGAUGAAUUUGAAAGGGAAAGAUAAUUAUUAAAAUAACAGAUUUCUAGUACAAAUAAUAUUAAAAUGGAGUCUGAUAGUUUAAGGAGAGAGUAUGAAAUGCUUAGAAUGAAAUUGGAAUCAAGUGAUAGAGAGAUAUAAACUUUGAGAUAAUAACUCACAAUGGCAAAUAAUCAAAAAUUAGAAUAUGAUAGAUUGAAAUCAGAAUACUAGCAAUUUAGAAUGAGUUUCGAAGAUUCAGAGAGAGAAAAAUAAAGUUUAAAAUAAUAAUUAUAAAUGGGAAGUAAUCUAAGGAUUGAAUUAGAUUAAUUUAGAAAAGAAUAUGAUCUAAUUAGAUUAAAGUUUGAAGAAAGUGAGAAGGAAAAAAACUAAUUAAAAAUACAGUAUCAAAGUAGCCAAAGUAAUUUUAAUGGAUAUAAAAUUUAAAUUGAAUAAUUGAAUUAAUAAAUAAGUUAAUAUUAAUAGUAAGAGGUGGUCAAGAAGAGAGAGAUUGAAACGUUGGUCUAAUAAAUAGAUAUUUAUAAGAAAGAUUAAUUAAAUAAAUAGUAAUAAAUAUAAGAAUAUUAAUUCAAAUAUUAGGAAAUUAUGAAAGAAUAUGAGAAUUUAUAAAGUAAAUAAAAAAAUAUUGAUGUUGAUGCUCUGAUGUAUGAAAUAUAUGAAUUGAAGAAGUAAUUAGCUUAAAAAGACAAAUAAUAUGAAUAUGAGAGACAAGAAAUUAAUGAUUAAAAGUUUCAGUUAGAAAGAAGUGUAAAAAUUAGAGUGGAAUAGGAGAUCAAAACUUUGAAUGAGAAAUUUUAGAUUGAAUUGAAUGAAUUAAGAAGGUAAAUCUAAAUUGAAAAAUAGGAAAAAACAAAGAUUGAAUCUGAAAUGAGAAUUAAAUAUGAAUAGUAGAUAAUAUAGCUUUAAUAAUAAAUUAAACCAUCAGUAGAUGUAGAUGCUUUAAUGUAUUAGAUAUUUGAAUUAAAAAAGUAAGUUAAUACAAAAGAUUAACAAAUAGAAUAAAUAAAAAAAGAAUAAUAUCAAAUUAAAAUUUAAUUGGAACAGAGAUUUAAUGAACAAAAGUUACAAUUUGAAUAAGAAGUUAAAAUGAAAUUAGAAAGGGAAUUGAGGAUUUCUAUUGAAUAAGAUUUAAGGUAUUAGAUUGAAAAUGAAUAUAACUUCGAAUCAAAUAUUUAAGACUUUAUUCUUUAGAUUGAAAAAUGGAAGUCAGUUUGUUCUAUGAGAGAUGAAGAGAUAAUACAUUUAAGGGGGUUACAGUAGGCUUUGAAAGAAAAAUUAAAUCAAUAUACAUCUGAAAUUGAAUCUUUGAGGACUCAGCUAGCUUUAGUCUAGGGAGAUAGAAGAAACGUGUAUUAAAUAAAAUGAUAUAAUACAAUAUUUUUUAUGAAGG
Messenger RNA from Paramecium sonneborni, 4014 nucleotides. The record is from the annotation of a GenBank genome assembly. NCBI's taxonomy places the organism in Eukaryota, Ciliophora, Oligohymenophorea, Peniculida, Parameciidae.